AUGCCUCACGCCUCUCUAAAACAUAACCGAGCACUGCCCCUCCUCGAUGCAGCUGUGGCCGGCAAAUACGCCGUCCCUGGGAUGUGCUGCUAUAACCUCGAGGGCGUGCUAGCAACUGUCCGCGCUGCAGAAGCCAAAAGGUCUCCAGCUAUGGUCCUUCUUUUCCCUUGGGCCAUCGAAUACGCCGAUGGUCUUCUUGUACAAGCCGCCGCGACAGCAUGCCGCAAUGCCUCUGUGCCGGUGACGCUACACAUGGACCACGCUCAGAGUCCCGAAAUCAUCAAGCGAGCCGCAGACAUGUCCCCCACCUUCGAUAGCAUCAUGGUUGAUAUGUCUCACUUUGAGAAAGCGGAGAACCUAGCUCUCACGCGCGAGUUGGUAGCGUACUGCAAUGCCCGCGGCAUCGCUACAGAAGCAGAACCAGGGCGUAUCGAAGGCGGAGAGGACGAGGGGCUUUUAACUACGCCAGAAGAGAGCCAGGAGUUUGUUGACACGGGGAUUGAUUGGUUAGCUCCUGCGUUUGGCAAUGUGCAUGGGGAGUAUGGCCCAAGAGGUAUUCAGCUGGAAUAUGAUAGGCUGCGAAGUAUUAACGAGGCGGUGGGGAAGAAGACGAAGUUGGUCCUUCACGGUGCAGACCCGAUGACGAAGGAGAUCUUCGAUAAGUGCAUUGAGUGUGGUGUGUCGAAAGUGAAUAUCAACAAGGUCAUGAAUAACGAAUAUAUGAAAGUGCAGAGGGAGUACGCGGGCCGAGUCCCUAUUACGAAGUUGCAUGAGUUGGCAACUGAUGCGAUGCAAAAAGCCGUGGAGAGUUCAAUGGACAUGCUGGGCUCAACUGGGAAGGCUGCUUGA
Microsporum canis CBS 113480 is the source of this 849-nucleotide messenger RNA. Its product is annotated as fructose-bisphosphate aldolase. Lineage: Eukaryota; Fungi; Ascomycota; Eurotiomycetes; Onygenales; Arthrodermataceae. The record is from RefSeq and is a predicted model, not a curated record. The transcript has 2 exons. Gene Ontology annotation, molecular function: zinc ion binding; aldehyde-lyase activity. The coding region runs from base 1 to 849 and encodes 282 amino acids. Gene Ontology annotation, biological process: carbohydrate metabolic process.